AUGUUCUCCAGAUCCGCUCAGCCUGCCCGGACUCUGCUUCGCAGCGCCUCCGUGGCCCCCUCUGUCGUUCGCUCAAUUCCCGCCAGAUCCUUCGCUAGCGUCCAGGACUCCGACAUUUUCAAGCCCACCAAGUAUGGUGGCAAGUACACUGUCACUCUCAUUCCCGGUGAUGGAAUUGGUGCCGAGGUCGCCGAGUCUGUCAAGACCAUCUUCAAGGCCGACAAUGUCCCCAUUGAGUGGGAGCAGGUCGACGUGACCGGCGUUGACACCGGUAACAAGCACUCGGAGGAACUUUUCAAGGAGUCGCUGGCUUCUCUAAAGCGCAACAAGCUCGGUCUGAAGGGUAUCCUACACACCCCGGUGGAGCGCUCUGGCCACCAGUCUUUCAACGUCGCUCUCCGUCAGGAGCUUGAUAUCUACGCGUCAAUCUCUCUGAUCAAGAACAUCCCCGGAUACCAGACCCGCCACAAGGAUGUCGACCUGUGCAUCAUCCGUGAAAACACCGAGGGUGAGUACUCCGGUCUGGAGCACCAGUCGGUUCAGGGCGUCGUCGAGUCCCUGAAGAUUAUCACCCGCGCCAAGUCGGAGCGCAUCGCCAAGUUCGCUUUCAGCUUCGCGCUCGCCAACAACCGCAAGAAGGUGACUUGCAUCCACAAGGCCAACAUCAUGAAGCUUGCCGAUGGUCUUUUCCGCAGCACUUUCCACCAAGUCGCCGAAAACUACCCCACCCUGGAGGUGAACGACAUGAUUGUGGACAACGCGUCCAUGCAGGCUGUUUCGCGCCCUCAGCAGUUCGACGUCAUGGUCAUGCCUAACUUGUACGGCGGUAUCUUGUCCAACGUUGGUGCCGCUCUGGUUGGUGGGCCCGGUGUUGUUCCUGGCUGCAAUAUGGGUCGGGACGUUGCUGUCUUCGAGCCCGGCUGCCGUCACGUCGGUCUUGACAUUAAGGGCAAGGACCAGGCCAACCCAAGUGCGUUGAUCUUGUCCGGUUCCAUGCUGCUGCGCCACCUUGGACUGGAUGACCAUGCCAACCGUAUCUCCAAGGCCGUCUACGAUGUUAUUGGCGAGGGUCAGACACGCACCCGGGACAUGGGCGGUCAGGCUACCACUCAUGAGUUCACCCGCGCUGUGCUGGAUAAAAUGGAGGCGGCUCUGUAA
Messenger RNA from Penicillium chermesinum, 1158 nucleotides. Its product is annotated as isocitrate dehydrogenase (NAD(+)) IDH1. Gene Ontology annotation, biological process: tricarboxylic acid cycle; isocitrate metabolic process. The transcript has 5 exons. Gene Ontology annotation, cellular component: mitochondrion. The record is from RefSeq and is a predicted model, not a curated record. Bases 1 to 1158 code for a protein of 385 amino acids. NCBI's taxonomy places the organism in Eukaryota, Fungi, Ascomycota, Eurotiomycetes, Eurotiales, Aspergillaceae. Gene Ontology annotation, molecular function: NAD binding; isocitrate dehydrogenase (NAD+) activity; magnesium ion binding.